Molecule: messenger RNA, 855 nt
Organism: Hydatigera taeniaeformis
Lineage: Eukaryota; Metazoa; Platyhelminthes; Cestoda; Cyclophyllidea; Taeniidae
Source: the annotation of a GenBank genome assembly
AUGUCAGAGGCGCCAGUGUCAUUGGACGGCUCGCAAUAUAUGAAUGAGUUCUUUGCGCAGGUCGAGGAAAUUCGGAAGUUCAUUGAGCGCAUCCAGGCUCUGGUAGAGGACGUGAAAAACAAGCAUGGAGACAUUCUCUCUUCUCCCAACCAGGAUGAAAAAACAAAGGCCCAAUUGGAGGAGUCGAUGGCUGAAAUCAAGAUGUUGGCUCACAAAGUUCGAGCCAAGCUAAAACAGAUGGAAAUGAACAUUGAGUAUGACGAGAACGCGGAUAAAUCGUCGGCAGAUUUGAGGAUUCGCAAAACGCAGUACUCCACAAUUUCUCGAAAUUUCAUCGAGGUGAUGACAGACUAUAACAAGGCUCAAGUCGCCUUCCGAGACGCUUGCAAGAAUCGGAUCAAGCGCCAAAUGGAGAUAGCCGAGCGGAAGAUUACUAAUGAGGAGCUGGAGGAUAUGCUGGAGUCUGGGAACCCCGCUAUUUUCACCCAAGAGAUUAUGACAGACACGCAGCAGGCAAAGCAAUCCCUGGCAGACAUUGAGGCACGCCACGAAGACAUUAUUAAGUUGGAGAAGAGCAUCAAAGAGCUCCACGAUAUGUUCAUGGACAUGGCCAUGCUUGUUGAGAGUCAGGGCGAGAUGAUCGAUAGGAUAGAGUUUAAUGUGGACCAGGCAGUGGACUACAUCGAGACGGCGAAAGCGGAUACCAAGAAGGCGGUAAAGUAUCAGAGCGCCGCACGAAAGGUAGCUCCCUCCGUCCUCGCCCCUCUUUAUUGUUGUAACACUGUUGUGCCAAAUACAUUUUAUGUUGUCAGCCCACUUGCCCCAAACCGGUGCCAACACAGACAGAGCAGUUGA